This is a messenger RNA of Metschnikowia bicuspidata var. bicuspidata NRRL YB-4993, 453 nucleotides long. It is a transcript of the gene IRS4, whose product is annotated as Irs4p. The record is from RefSeq and is a predicted model, not a curated record. The transcript is spliced from 2 exons. Gene Ontology annotation, cellular component: actin cortical patch; nucleus; plasma membrane. Gene Ontology annotation, molecular function: calcium ion binding; protein binding. Bases 1 to 453 code for a protein of 150 amino acids. Gene Ontology annotation, biological process: endocytosis; endosomal transport; actin cortical patch assembly. NCBI's taxonomy places the organism in Eukaryota, Fungi, Ascomycota, Pichiomycetes, Serinales, Metschnikowiaceae.
AUGCGGAAGAAAGACAAGCGGAAGGAGAGGAAAACCGCCUUCAACGAAGACAAGCCCUGGAAGAACCACGGCGACUUGGAUGUCAUCUCCGACUCGCAACGCAAGCGCUACGAGGGGUUGUGGGUGAGCAACAAGGGCCUCUACCUCGACCGCGUGGCUACCAAGGAGCUCCAUGGCCUCGACUGCGUCUCGAUGCUGAACCUCAUACAUGGCAGCGUGGUGAAGAAACUCUGGAGCAGAAGCAACCUCCCACGCGAGACUCUACAAGCCAUCUGGGACCUCGUGGACUUCCGGAAAGACGGCACGCUCAACAAGGCAGAGUUUAUCGUUGGAAUGUGGCUUGUCGACCAGCGGCUCUACGGGCGCAAGCUACCGAAAGUCGUGAACAAGCUGGUCUGGUCGAGCUUGGGUGGUCUCGGCGUCAACGUUGUGAUCAAAAAGAAGAGGCGGUAG